GGUCUUCCUCUGGUAACACUGACGUAAACAAAGUGCGGCAGAACGCACACUCAUGCAGGAUUGCAGAAUUUUUUAACGAAUUUCAUCAAAUUUGACUGGUGUUGCCUGUUAAAAUAACUUGUAGAGUUUUCAUCUAUCCUUCCGGCAUCCUGAAUCAGAAUGAAAGACGCUAAGCCUUUUCCCGUGCUGAAGAAUGAUAACCUGCUGCGUGCCGCACGUGGUGAAGUAGUCGACCGCGUGCCCGUGUGGGUGAUGCGACAAGCGGGACGGUACCUCCCUGAGUUCCAGGAGCUGCGUAAGCUACACGACUUCUUUACUGUAUGUCGUACUCCAGAACUGGCCUGCGAAGUGACCAUGCAGCCACUGCGCCGCUUCGACCUGGACGCCUCAAUCAUCUUCUCGGACAUUUUGGUCAUUCCGCAGGCACUCGGCCUUACUGUUGAGAUGCACGCAGGAGUAGGUCCAGUCCUGCCACAACCUAUUGUGAUACCAGAGGACCUGAAACGCCUUACACCCGAUGGCGCCCUGUCCCGUCUUGGAUAUGUGGGCGACGCCAUCACCAUGAUGCGGCACAAGUUGGAGGGCAGAGUGCCUCUUAUUGGCUUCACAGGAGCGCCUUGGACCCUUAUGGGCUACAUGAUCGAGGGGGGCGGCAGUAAGACUAUGUCCAAGGCUAAGGCUUGGCUCAACGAUUAUCCAGAGGAUUCAAAGCUGUUCCUUAGUCUUCUGACUGAUACUAUUGUGGACUAUUUGGAGAUGCAGGUAAAGGCUGGCGCUCAAAUGCUCCAAGUUUUUGAGUCCUCCGCGGAGCACCUUUCAAAGGAACAGUUCCUGCAAUGGGGAGCGCCCUUCCUAAAAAGGAUACGCGAUGAGUUGGUAGAUCGUCUCACCAAGAAGGCUAUUCCCCUGGUCCCAAUGACAUUGUUUGCUAAGGGUGCGGGACACUCGCUGAAGGAGCAGAGCGAACUGGGCUACGAUGUCAUCGGACUUGACUGGACUGUGGAUCCUGUUGAAGCACGCAAUGUGGUUGGACCGAACAUUACGCUGCAGGGCAACCUGGAUCCCCAAGACAUGUAUCGUGAUCCUGAAGAGCUGCGCAACUUGACCACCGAGAUGGUCCACAAGUUUGGCAAGUCGCGCUACAUCGCCAAUCUGGGACACGGUAUCACGCCCCAGACUCCGAUUACGAGCAUGGAGGUACUGGUGGAGGCUGUGCACAAAGCUUUAUAAGCGGCGGCUCUCUUUAUCCUAUUAUUUAAAAAUUCAUUUAUCGAAUGCAAUAAAGACAAAUGGCCUUGGGUUUAGGGUAA
Messenger RNA from Drosophila eugracilis, 1310 nucleotides. RefSeq names its product uroporphyrinogen decarboxylase (gene Urod). The coding region runs from base 160 to 1230 and encodes 356 amino acids. NCBI's taxonomy places the organism in Eukaryota, Metazoa, Arthropoda, Insecta, Diptera, Drosophilidae. Gene Ontology annotation, cellular component: cytosol. The record is from RefSeq and is a predicted model, not a curated record. Gene Ontology annotation, molecular function: uroporphyrinogen decarboxylase activity. The transcript has 3 exons. Gene Ontology annotation, biological process: heme biosynthetic process.